AAUCUCCUGGACAUGAUGGUCGCAGAGGAGGAGAGCCUGAAGGAGCGUCUCUUGAAGAGCAUCGCCAUGUGUCGGAAGGAGCUUGACCUCCUCUGCAGGGAGCUCCAGCUGGACCCCUUUGAGGCAGAGGAAGAAAGUACCAUUCUGCAGAUGGAGAAGAAUUUGCGCACUCGUGUGGAAGUGCUGUUAAAGCAGAAAAAAGACAGGAAGCAGGAGCUGAAAACCCUGCAAGAACAAGACCAAGACUUGUGUGACAUCCUCUGCACAACCCCGUUCUGCAUUGACAGCGAUGCCGUGCCCAGCCUGGAAGACCUGGAUCGCUACAGGCGCCACUUGGCCUCCCUGACCGCCGAGAAGGAGCAAAGGCGAGAAAAGUUUGUCAGCAGCAAGAGGCAAAUCAUCCUCCUCAUGGAGGAACUGGACCACACUCCAGACACAAGCUUUGAGCGGGACGUGGUGUGCGAGGACGAGGAAGCCUUCUGCUUGUCCACGGACAACAUCGCUGCCCUCCAGAAUCUGCUGCAGCAGCUGGAAGCCCAGCGGUCCCUGAACGAAGCUGUGUGCACAGAGCUGCGCUCCAGGAUCAUUGCGCUUUGGGAAAGGCUGCAGGUUCCUGUGGAGGAGAGAGAGUCUUCUGCGGUGCACAUGACUGGGUCCAGAGCCAAAACCAUGAAAGCUCUGCAGUUGGAAGUGGAUCAGCUGGAGGAGCUGAAGCUGCAGAACAUGAAAUCUGUGAUUCAGGCAAUCCGGGCAGAGCUGGCUGACUACUGGGACAAAUGCUUCUACAGUCAGGAGCAGAGGGAAGGCUUCAGCCCCUAUUAUGAUGAGGACUAUACAGAGACCCUGCUUGAGCUCCACGAUGCUGAGGUGGGGAAGAUGAAGAGCUACUAUGAAACACACAAAGAUCUGUUUGAGGCCGUCCAGAAAUGGGAGGAGAACUGGAAGCUCUUUCUGGAGCUGGAGAGAAAAGCAACUGAUCCCAGUCGCUUUGCCAACCGUGGGGGCAAUCUGCUGAAAGAAGAGAAGCAGCGAGCAAAGCUGCAGAAGACGCUUUCUAAGCUGCAGGAGGAGCUGGAGAGCAGGGUCCAGGCCUGGGAGCAGCAGCACGAGGGGUCCUUUCUGGUGAAGGGGCAGCAGUUCAUGGAGUAUGUGACGGAGCAGUGGCAGCUGUACCGCCUGGAGAAAGAGAAGGAGAAACAGGAGCGGCACCUGAAGAAAAGCCGCCAGAUCGAGACGGAGAUGAUGUACGGAAGCACCCCACGGACACCCAUCAAGCGUCGGGUGCUCGGCUCCCAGACGCCCAGCAAAGUAAGGAAGCUCAACGGCACUUCCAUCUCCAGCGCCACACCCAACAACACUGUUCGUUCAGCUUUUGGGGGAACCAUCUACCACUCGCCAACGUCUCGGUUGCCGCCUUCCGGAGGGAAGUUCGGCCAGGCUCGGACCCCCAGCCGUGUGGCUGCGAAGCCCCCCCGUCACGGAUACAGGGAGCGGAACAAGGAGAACAUGUCGCAGCUGAACGGAACCACCCUGAGCGGUGGGUGCACCCCCCCAGCCCCUGCCCAGCGUAACCACAGCGUUAAUUCUGUUGCCAGCACCUAUUCUGAGUUUGCG
Tauraco erythrolophus (red-crested turaco) is the source of this 1614-nucleotide messenger RNA. The record is from RefSeq and is a predicted model, not a curated record. Lineage: Eukaryota; Metazoa; Chordata; Aves; Musophagiformes; Musophagidae.